AACAAAACACAAGGGAAAAAAACUCUUCCUUUUAACUCUUUAUUACUCCAGGAAUUCACUCAACUGUUCAGCUUCCAAAAGGGUACUAAGAAAAUCCAGAAAAAAGAGAGGCCGGACCAUUGAUCAUCUUUAAGAGCUCACCUGGUUUUCUAGAAAUGGCUUCUUCAAAUCUGUCAACAUGUUCAAGUGCACCACCAAGUUUCUACUUUGACGAGAAAUGGAAGUUGUCGAAGAAAGAAAGUUCAUCGACUUCAAGAAGCCCUCCUUCAUCUUCUUCUUCUUUCGUCAUCAAGAAUUCAUCUGCUUCUUCGAAUAAAAGAUGUGUUUUUACGAGAAAAUGCGCCAGACUAGUGAAGGAACAAAGGGCUCGUUUUUACAUCAUGAGGCGUUGCGUUACCAUGCUUAUUUGCUGGCGUGAUUAAACUGAUUCUUGAAAGCAUAAAACUGGCCUCCUUUGGCUCUUCUUUGAGAUGUUUUUUUUUUCGCCAUUUUUUUCUGGGUUGAUUAGCUAGCUUUAGCAGCUGUGUUUUGGUUCAUCAAUGGCAUCCAAGCACGCAGGCAAGAAGUAGUAGAUAUCAAGUUACAUAUAUAAUUGUAUAUAAAGAGGGUUUUCUUUUCUUUUUCUAUUUGUAAGAGGAUUUGAAUCUCCAUAAAAGGAGUAUGGGUUCUUAAAUCGACUGUUACUUUCAUUGAG
This is a messenger RNA of Hibiscus syriacus, 694 nucleotides long. RefSeq lists its product as uncharacterized. Gene Ontology annotation, biological process: negative regulation of cell population proliferation. The record is from RefSeq and is a predicted model, not a curated record. NCBI's taxonomy places the organism in Eukaryota, Viridiplantae, Streptophyta, Magnoliopsida, Malvales, Malvaceae. The coding region runs from base 156 to 422 and encodes 88 amino acids. The transcript has a single exon.